Linderina pennispora is the source of this 718-nucleotide messenger RNA. RefSeq lists its product as uncharacterized. Lineage: Eukaryota; Fungi; Kickxellomycota; Kickxellomycetes; Kickxellales; Kickxellaceae. The transcript is spliced from 3 exons. Bases 1 to 684 code for a protein of 227 amino acids. The record is from RefSeq and is a predicted model, not a curated record.
AUGCGUGGUGCGGUCACUCUCAACUGGCUGAUCUUGCUGAUGUGGAUCAUUCGCGCAUGGCGUGGCUUCACUCGCGGCAACAUGCACUUUGACUCGCGCAUCUUUGCCGAAGCCCUCGAUGACCACGAGCUUUUGACGUUGUUGGCUCGCUUACCACCGCUGCCGCAGAGAUUCUUGAGAUCGUCCCUGGCAGGGCAGACAGCACACCCGCAGCAGGCUGCCACAAAAGAGUCGGAUCCAGUUUCCACCUUACUGCAGAACCCUAAUGGCCAGACACAGGCUCAUAAAUCUGCCGCCCCACACACCACCCCGGCCGCAAUUCAACCGCCCCACACGCCCCAGCUACCACCUGUUAGGACGGCGAUCGCAAGCAUCAAUCCCCAGAAUAUGGCCAAGGCUCUCCCAGUAUUCCCAGGUGGCGCAAGCCCCCAGCAGCAAGAGCCACCUGGAUUGCAUGCGAUAAACAUCACGCAUGCACACGAUUGCAGCCCUGCAUUUGAGACAAACGGAACGUCCAAGACUGUCGGCACCAUCCACCCGCAGUUCCAGAGCACACCAGCUACCGGUGCUAGCAGACAGUCCAGGUACCCAGCGCCGCCCCGUGCAACCCCACACUCAUCAGUGCUGCAACCUGCAUUCCCUGCACACGGACAGGGACCUCCAUCACAUACACGCGAAGCCUAAGCGCUAUUGAUUCCUACCCCUUAGCUACCUCUCC